AUGGGUGCCCAGGGCUCGAAUCUGGACAACGUCUUAGCUGAGGACAUGCAUCACUGGUACAACAAGUUCAUGAAGGAGUCGCCCUCAGGAUUGAUCACACUCUUUGAGCUCAAGGCCAUGUUGGGGCUGCAGGGCAUUUCUGAGGAAGCCAGCAGCUAUGUGGACCAGGUCUUCUUCACCUUCGACAUGGACGGAGAUGGCUAUAUAGACUUCGUGGAAUACAUUGCAGCUGUCAGCUUACUUCUAAAAGGAGAGGUCAACCAAAAGCUCAAGUGGUAUUUCAAGCUGUUUGACCAAGAUGGAAAUGGAAAAAUCGACAAAGAUGAAUUGGAAACAAUCUUUAAGGCAAUACAGGACAUAACUCGAAGUUACGAAGUUCCCCCAGAUGAAAUCGUUACCCUUAUAUACGAAAAGAUUGACCUGAAAGGAGAAGGUGAGUUAACACUGGAGGAGUUCAUCAGUGGAGUUAGGGAGCACCCUGACAUCAUGGAGAUGCUCACAAAGAUGAUGGACCUGACCCGUGUUCUGGAGAUAAUCGUGGAGGGACGGCGGAAUGGUGUGUGA
Molecule: messenger RNA, 564 nt
Organism: Scleropages formosus (Asian bonytongue)
Lineage: Eukaryota; Metazoa; Chordata; Actinopteri; Osteoglossiformes; Osteoglossidae
Gene: guca1c
Product: guanylate cyclase activator 1C
Exons: 4
Coding region: 1-564 (187 amino acids)
Molecular function (GO): calcium sensitive guanylate cyclase activator activity; calcium ion binding
Source: RefSeq, a predicted model, not a curated record